Eupeodes corollae is the source of this 521-nucleotide messenger RNA. RefSeq lists its product as uncharacterized. Lineage: Eukaryota; Metazoa; Arthropoda; Insecta; Diptera; Syrphidae. The transcript has 2 exons. Bases 62 to 394 code for a protein of 110 amino acids. The record is from RefSeq and is a predicted model, not a curated record.
UUUUCAAAUACAAAAGAAAAUCAAUUUGAAUUUGAAUUUGAAGUAAUGUUUUAGCAACAAAAUGGCAAUUGUUUUAUUUAUGAGCAGUGAAAAUGGUGAGGAACAGAUUAUCAGAAGAAGGAUAAGGGAUGCAUCAAAUCCAUUCGAGUUUGAAAGUUCAAAAUUUAUUAAGAAUUUUCGAUUAAACAAAAGUGCUUUCAAGUACGUGUUGGAUGAGCUGAACACCGAAGUUGAAAGGGGAACAUCUGUGUCUAUAUCUCCAAUCAUAAUGUUGGCAACCACGUUGCGAUUUGUCGCAGAAGGUGGAUACCAAUUUGGAGUAGGCAAGGACGGUGGUAUUAAACUUUCUCAAUCGUCGGUGUCAAAGUGCAUAAAAAAGUGGUAUCUGCAUUAGAAGCUAAACUAUGCCCCAAAUGGAUAAAUUUUAAAGCCAAUGACGAAGAAAAGGAAGCAAUUAGGGGACAUUUUUACCAAAAGUUCGGUUUUCCAGGAGUGAUCGGUUGCGUUGAUGGUACGCACGU